Molecule: messenger RNA, 3810 nt
Organism: Amphimedon queenslandica
Lineage: Eukaryota; Metazoa; Porifera; Demospongiae; Haplosclerida; Niphatidae
Product: probable ATP-dependent RNA helicase DHX37
Exons: 22
Coding region: 154-3594 (1146 amino acids)
Biological process (GO): maturation of SSU-rRNA from tricistronic rRNA transcript (SSU-rRNA, 5.8S rRNA, LSU-rRNA)
Cellular component (GO): nucleolus; intracellular anatomical structure
Molecular function (GO): helicase activity; ATP binding; RNA binding
Source: RefSeq, a predicted model, not a curated record
UUCAUUAUUUAGCUUGCAUUAGCUUGCAAAAGUGCAUUAAUACCUAAAUAUAAGAUGAAUACAAGCAACUUGAGCAAAAUUUGGGUGGGGCUCAGCUGGCACUACAGCAAUGAUUAUAAUUAUCUCCUUCUGGCCACGUGAAAUAGUUUUAAAAUGAAGAGAAGAAGGUUCAAUGAAAAGGCUCGUCAAGGGAAGGCUGUGAGUGUAAAAGGCGGCCAAGCACCACCUGAUACAAACUACACUGUACUAAUACCACGGACCAAUAAGAGCUGUAAUGAAGAGAAGGCAGACCAGACUAGUAGAACAAAUAAGAGACUGAGCAGUAGACAGAAGAAGAAAUUAAAAGCAGUAAUUGAAAAUAAAAGAAAAAAAGAAAAGAGAGCUGCAAUAAUAAACAGUUUACAGUCAAUGUCUCUGUCGUCAUCAGAAAUGAAACUGCUACAUCGAUCAACUGACCUUUCCAAGAAUAAACUGACAGCCAAAGAAUUAAUUGAAAGAGGAUCAGUGGACAUUCCUCCAUUAAUUAAUAACUCGUUUGAACUGAUAGAAGAGAAUGGGUGUGGUCCAAAUAUUGGUAACAUACUAAUCAACAAACCAGGAGGAGGAGGAGGAGGAGGAGUGAAAAGGAGAAAGCAAAGGAAAAGAAGACGUCAUUUAGUUGAGAAACGUAUUUUGGAACCUCGUGAACUAAAGGACUCGUCCAGUGAUGUAUCAUCAAGUGAAGAGGAGGAGGAGUCAGAAGAGACUACUAGCCAUCAUGAACUAAUGGAGACUGAGCAGGAGGAGGGGACUAUAUCUACUGAUGGACACUGUGCUUCCAAUGAAUCCUCUUGUUUAUUAUCUUCACCUGACCCUCCCUCCUCUUCAUUACCCUCGUCCAGUGCCCCUCCCAUUAGUGCCCCUCCCCCUGCUACUCCUGCUGUAUAUGUGAGUGUCAAUAGGUCAGGAGUAGUCCAGUCCUCUCGUUUAUCUCUCCCAAUAUUAUCGGAGGAGCACUCCAUUAUAGCAGCAGUGAAGGAGAAUCCAGUGGUCAUUAUAUGUGGAGAGACUGGUAGUGGGAAGACAACUCAAGUCCCUCAGUUCCUGUACGAGUCAGGCCACACCCUCUUAGGGGCGGAGUCAGGAAAGAGAAGCAUCAUUGGAAUAACCGAGCCUAGGAGAGUUGCCGCUGUUUCUAUGGCAACAAGGGUGGGGUAUGAAAUGGAUCUGCCCAGCAGUCAAGUCUCUUAUCAGAUCAGAUAUGAAGGAACUGUCUCUCAAAAAACUGAAAUAAAGUUCAUGACUGAUGGAGUCCUCCUUAAAGAAAUUGAGAAAGACUUCUUGUUAUCAAACUAUUCUGUCCUUAUCAUUGAUGAAGCUCAUGAGAGAAGUGUCUACAGCGAUAUCCUAAUAGGGCUCCUCUCCAGGAUUGUUCCUUUAAGAAAUAAAAGCGAGCGUCCAUUAAAGUUGAUAAUAAUGUCAGCCACACUCAGAGUCAAGGACUUUACUGAAAACCAUGUCCUCUUUCCAACCCCACCUCCUGUUGUCAAGGUUGAGUCCAGGCAGUUUCCUGUUACUGUCCAUUUUAAUAGAGUGACGCCACUAAAUUAUGUCUUAGCUGCUUACAGAAAAGUUUGUAAAAUUCACUCAAGCUUACCAGGAGGACACAUACUGGUGUUUCUAACUGGGAGACAAGAGAUACUACAGCUGGUAAAGAAACUGGAAGCAACCUUUCCCUCAUCGUCACUCCGACCUCCUGGGACAAGGGAAGAGGAGGAGGAAGAAUAUAAAGACUUGUGUUUAGAGAAUCGAGACAAACUAGGAGAGAGGGAGAGGAGAAAGGAUAGUUACGUUAAUUUAGAUGACUAUCCCAUAUUAUCAGAAGAUGUAUUAGCUAAUGAUAGCAGCUGUUCUGAUCACAGUGAUUCCGAUAGUAAUGAAGAGGCGGAGUUUAUUAGCGUUUCCAAUAGCAACCAACCAUUAGUUGUGUUACCACUUUACUCUACACUGGAGCCAGAGGAACAAGCAAAAGUGUUUGGUUCUGAUGUGAUGGCUGUGUCUUCUCGUGUCUGUAUUGUAGCUACUAAUGUUGCAGAGACCUCAAUCACUAUCCCUAAUGUAAAAUAUGUUGUUGAUACAGGAAAGGUUAAGAGAAAGUAUUACGACUCUGUUACUGGUGUUUCAACGCUUAAAGUUGAUUGGGUUUCAAAAGCGUCAGCCAAUCAAAGAGCAGGUCGUGCAGGAAGAACUGAACCUGGACACUGCUACAGGCUUUAUUCUUCUGCUGUUUUUCAAAAUAAUUUCAUUGAGUUUUCAGAACCUGACGUAACCCAGCAACCAGUGGAUGGUCUAGUCCUUCAGAUGAAAGCUAUGAAUAUCAUUAAAGUGAUUAAUUUCCCUUUUCCAACUCCACCCAGUAAAGAAGCCUUAAAGGCUGCGGAAGAUCUUUUAGUUCAUUUAGGAGCCAUUGAUUCUGAGAGAUUAGCCAUUACUUCUGUCGGACGUACUAUGGCUUCUCUUCCUGUCUCUCCGUCUUUUGCUAAAAUGAUUUCUCUCUCUCAUCAAAAUGGCUGCCUACCUUAUAUGGUAAUCUUAGUCUCGGCUCUGAGUGUCCGGGAGAUAUUUCAAAAUGAAAUUGACAAGAAAUGGACAAUAAAGGGGGAGGGGCGUCUCCUAGGAGACCUGAUGGUGUUGCUAGGAGCAGUUCAAGGCUAUGAGAGGGCAUUAAAUAGAAACGAAUAUUGUAAAAUGAGAGGACUAAGAAUUAAAGCAAUGGAUGAGAUUAGGAAAUUGAGACGGCAACUUACUAAUACCAUUAAUGGAAUUUCUGGUAAAGGCGACCUUUCACUUGAUCCUAAUCUGGCCCUGCCCACUUCAGAACAAGUAAAGGUCCUUCGUCAGUUGGUACUAGCUGGUUCUCCUAAUAAAGUAGCAAGGAAGAUUGAUACCAGUCGAAUGAAUGUAGAAGAAAAGAAGAAAUAUCAUUAUGGAUACGAAUGUCAGCUGACUGAUAGUCCGGUCUACUUACCCUCGUCCUCCUCUCUCUGUCUCUCUUCUCCUCUUCCCCAGUUUGUUGUAUUUCAAGAACUACAUGAAACCACUCGUUUGUAUAUGAGAAAUGUCAGUGUUAUUGAGGCCGAGUGGUUGCCAUGGUUACUGCCGGCUAGGUGCGUGUUCUCUGAUCCUCUUGAAGAUCCUCUGCCUACUUUUAACACCUCAAGUGGGAGGGUCUAUUGUCACAUGAAAUAUUCAUUUGGUUCUUGGCAGCUUGGUGUUCAGUCCUUUCCUUACCCCACGGAUUCUUUGGAAAGAUACAAAUGGUUUGCAGUUUUUCUACUCAAAGGAGAAGUUGCUCCUGGUUUUUCUCAGUUCACGGAUUCAUUGCUGACUCCUCCCAUUACGAUGGUCAAGAGUUGGGCCAAACUCCACAAAAGGACUCAAGUUCUUCUCUCGUCUCUCGUUGAAAAUGAAGUAUCAAGUAGACAAGAAUUAAUGAAUAUAUGGAAGACUGAUCCUAAAUAUCUACUGUCACACUUGGCAAUGUGGCUACCACAGAGACUCCACAGUUCACUGAGUGAGAAGUGGAGCAGUAUUGUUAACAGCACUUUAGAGUAAUCUUGUACUUUACAUUUAUUUGUUUUAAAUAUUGUUGUUCCUAAAACUGUACUAUUACGCAUGUCUUGUCUAUUUUUUACAAAAAAGAUGAAAAAGUUGAAUCAAAAAAAGAGAGAACAUACAUGUAAUUGCAAAAAUGUGUCAAGAGGUACUUGGUGCUCAUAUCAUUCAGCAUUCACGAUGUCUUCAAGCGUUGGCAGUGUUUUGCUACCUUUA